Messenger RNA from Hypoxylon fragiforme, 609 nucleotides. RefSeq names its product glutathione S-transferase. The transcript is spliced from 4 exons. The coding region runs from base 1 to 609 and encodes 202 amino acids. The record is from RefSeq and is a predicted model, not a curated record. Lineage: Eukaryota; Fungi; Ascomycota; Sordariomycetes; Xylariales; Hypoxylaceae.
AUGGCCGAACCAUCCGGCCUCAUUGCCAAGAACGGUAUUGAGCCCCUAAGCUUCGCGAUAUGCCCGAACGGUCGUAUGCCGGUCAUCGUUGACCACGACCGAGGUGGCUUCGCCGCCUUCGAGGGCCUGGCGAUCUUAAGCUACUUGACACGUCAUUACGACCCGGAGCACAAGUUCAGCUUCCCGGUUGACAGCGACGACUACAGUGUAGCCGAGCGGUGGAUGGCCUGGCAGCAAGGUGUCGGCCCGAUGCAAGGACAAGCGAACCACUUCCUCCGGGUUGCCAAGGAGAAGGUCCCGUCGGCAGUGCAACGGUACGUAGGUGAGACAGAGCGGCUGUACGGGGUGCUGGACAAGCGGCUCGCGGGCCGGGACUACGCGCCGGGGCCCGGCGCGGGCAAGUACAGUAUCGCGGACAUCAGCAUGGUGGCUCGAACGCUGCCUGCCGUGCAGAAGGGGUUCACGGUCCCGAUCACACUUUCGCUGUCUAAUGGCGCGUUAAGAGAGGCGAGGGAGAAGGACCAGGAGGUGAGGAAGAAGUUGGACGAGUUGGAUGAGUUUAUUAGGGAGAGUAAGGAGAAGUAUGGAUAUAAGUAUAGCUCUCCUUAA